Messenger RNA from Ordospora colligata OC4, 189 nucleotides. RefSeq lists its product as uncharacterized. The record is from RefSeq and is a predicted model, not a curated record. Lineage: Eukaryota; Fungi; Microsporidia; Ordosporidae. The coding region runs from base 1 to 189 and encodes 62 amino acids. The transcript has a single exon.
AUGAGUACAUCUAUUCAGGAAAGAAAGACAAAGCUGCUUAAAAGGCUCGAAUUCACUCUUGGAAUCACUUCCUCAACACUUCUGGACAUAAACUCUGUUCUCAAAAGAAUCACAGAAGCCAAUUCCCACCUUGAAAAGGUAGCAGAUACUUACAGUAUCUGGUCUGCCAAAAUCUCUUCGUUUCAAUAA